AUGAGAGAACGAGAGGAAGAGGAAAUAAAGAGAAAAGAGAGACACGAGGAACAAUUGAGGGAAAAACAAGAGGAACUGGAGAAAAUGAGAAAGAAAUCUGAAAGAGAGAGCGAGGAAGAAAGACAAAAGAUAGAGGAGGAGAGACAGCGAUGGAGAGAUACUGAGAGAAGAGUGCGAGAGCAAAAAGAGAGAGAACUUGAAGAAAAGAAAAAUGAAUUGCAAUUUGCAAAACAUGAGCAGGUGGCACAAGAGAAAAAAGAAGACUGGGAGAGAAGUAAGCGAGAGGAUGAUGAGAGAAGAGAAGAGGAGAGAAAGAUAUGGAGGAAAACGGAUCUUAAACGAGAGCAAGAGGUGGAGAUCAGCAGAAGAGAGAAAGAGGAGAAAGAUAGAAAAGAAAAAGAACAUAAUAAACUGAAAAAGGAAUAUGAACAGAAAAUUAAAGAUAUAAAGAAGGAACAUGAAGUUGAAGCCAGAAAACAAGCAGAGGAAUUUAAUGAGUUCGGAGAGAAUAAAGAUCGCCACAUUCAAGAGCUUACUGAGAAACUCGAACACAGUCGAAAAGAUUAUGAAGACCUGGAAAGAGUGUUUGAAAGCUUACUUAAACUAAAAAGUGAGGAAACAAAUGAACUACGGAAAGAAAUUGAAAGACUGAAAAUAAGAAAAUGUUUCAUUCAGUGA
Molecule: messenger RNA, 678 nt
Organism: Sinocyclocheilus rhinocerous
Lineage: Eukaryota; Metazoa; Chordata; Actinopteri; Cypriniformes; Cyprinidae
Product: vicilin-like seed storage protein At2g18540
Source: RefSeq, a predicted model, not a curated record